CCCAGCCGCUGCCUCACUGCCCUGGCUUUCUUUGCUGCCCCAGCCUUGACGUUGGUUAACGUCGAAGUGUGGGUUAGAUUGGAGCCUCUAAAUUCGUCUGUAGGUUUUCCCUUCCGAUUUGGCUGUCUCUUGUUUGGCAACCUCACUUCCAAAGCUGUAGGGAUUUUUUUUUAUAUAGCAUCAAUUUCUUGAACAUGUCUUGGCAAAGCUACGUGGAAAACCUGAUGGCCGAUGGCAGCUGUCAGGAUAGCGCCAUUGUUGGGUAUACGGACGCCAAAUAUGUUUGGGCAGCACAUGCCGGUGGUACAUUCAACAAUAUCACGUCUCAAGAAAUUGAUGUCCUUAUCGGUAAGGACAGGGAGACCUUUUACACCAGCGGUCUCACUCUGGGUUCAAAGAAGUGUUCAGUCCUCAGAGACAGCCUCCAUGAUGACGGGGACUGGACAAUGGACAUCAGGACAAAGAGCCAAGGAGGAGAACCUACAUACAAUGUCUCUGUGGGAAGAGCCGGAAAAGUUUUGGUUCUUGUAAUGGGCAAAGAAGGGGUCCAUGGAGGCGGAUUGAAUAAGAAGGCUUACUCAAUGGCAAAAUACUUGAGGGAUUCAGGGUUUUAAUGUUUUCAAGCUCACUUAGAUAAAAUUGAGGGACAAAAAGAAGAGAAAAGAAAUAUUGCUGUUAAGAUUUCUCCUGCAAGCAGUCAAAUGUCUUGGAAACUUUUAAUAGCAAUGAAGAGUGGUAAGAUACUGUCACCUUUUGUUCCCUCCCUUCAUCCUGUAGGGGGAAGGGGGGGGGAGCUCUUCAAUUUUGUUCAUUUCUCUUUUUUUCCUUUUGUGCUCCAGUAUUGGUUUUAGUCAUGGGAAAGGAGGCGGUCCAUGGUGGAAAUCUUAACAAGAAAGCACAUGCAAUGGCUGAGUACCUGAGGAGGUCUGGAUAUUAAGCAACCUCUCCACCCAUCCAUCAAGUUAGCAGCUCACUCCCACUCACUGCAUUGUGUUGACACUACUUCCAGGAUUAGAUGGCAUACAAUGUUACUUCCUCCCCAGUUUACUUUUAUACACAGCCUUUUUUUUUUUGCUUUACUCACCCUACACUACUUUUUUUUUUUUUUUUUUUUAAACCUUCCUCACUUUAACAUUGUACUUCUCAUGUUGUUGGCACUACAGUAAUGGCAUGUUCAUUUAAAUGUUUAGUAACCAAAAGCGAACAAAAAAAGCAACAUAAAUUUGGACUUGCCUUGUAUAACUUUCAGUUAACUGGUUAAUAUUCCAAGGGGAAGUACACAUGUAAUGGUGGAGAAAGUUUGCAUAGUUAUGCUUUGUGAGCAUUUAUUAAAAGAUGCCAGUUUUUUGUUUUCAUCAGCAUGUGGGCAUUUAAAAGUUGCAUGCAUACCCUCCUUAGCAUACAGAUCCCAGCCCUAUCCCCUCUGUCCCAGUGUAAUAUUCCAGCCAAAACCAUCUUCUCAUCAGCCUCCAUCUUCAGGCCUCAAUUUAAUAAAUGACAGAUGUGUUUACCAUUUUGCCACCUUCGAGCACAACAUUUUGCCCUCCAUCACAUGCUUUUGCUGUUGUACCUGAAUGUGGUCUUAAAAGUUAAUGAUGUGUGUUGGGCUGUUUGAGUGUAGAGUAAGGUCAGCAUUGCUGAGGUCUGAAGAUAUUGUCAAUCAGCUUCUGCUAUUUGUCAGUUUUUCUGAAAAUCACUACACUCAUUUUAUAUGAAGUUAUUUCCCCCUCCCUUUCCCUUUUGACCAGUUGUCAAUAUAAGAGAAUUAUCAGAAUUACUUCAGCUUAUUCUGAUGGAUGACUGUUGGCAUCACCUGUUGACUGUAAAUCAUUAAGACAACUUCAGAUGUCUGUAAAACAUUAACCGCUUCUUUAGAUUUCAACACUACUUAAACUUUUUAUCACUAAUUGAUUUGUUGCUAACUUCAUGUCCAUUAACCAAUGAAACGGCAAUGUCAUUGUACUACAGUAUGAAUGCAUUUUGACUGUAAACCCAGGCUGUUGGCCUCCAACACCUUGGAAUUAUUUGCCUUGUGCUUUAGUCAUCAAAGGUGUAUUCACAAGUUGUCAUAGUACGGUACUUAGAAGUAUAUUUAAAAGGAAAAAAAAGUGAUGCUGUGUACACUAAACAUAUUGAAAAUGGUGUUGGUUGGAAUAAGAACAUUUGUAAGUUGUCUUGUGAAAAUUUUCUGAGAAUAACUGUGUAUUCUGUGCCAUAAAAUCGAUCUGAUCUGUUGCUACUAUGAGUUGGAUUUUUAACUGCUGCCCCCAGCAAGAAGUAACUUUUAAUGGCACUUUCCUAAGGGAUAUUUUGGCAUCAGUAAUCUCCAGACUUUGUGGAAUAUGUACAGAAUUAAACGACAGAAAAAUAAGUUUGCAUAAGUUUGUCUUUUUUUCCGAGUUGGAAAUUCCUUCUGCCACAAAAUCUAUUUCAAAUGCCAUGAAUUGAUGAGACGUCUUGUUUACAGACAGAUCAAAUAAAAGUUAUUCCAACCAGAGGGAAAGCA
Micropterus salmoides (largemouth bass) is the source of this 2506-nucleotide messenger RNA. Its product is annotated as profilin-2-like. Gene Ontology annotation, cellular component: cytoplasm. Gene Ontology annotation, molecular function: actin binding. Lineage: Eukaryota; Metazoa; Chordata; Actinopteri; Centrarchiformes; Centrarchidae. The record is from RefSeq and is a predicted model, not a curated record. Gene Ontology annotation, biological process: actin cytoskeleton organization; positive regulation of actin filament bundle assembly; regulation of actin filament polymerization. Bases 195 to 614 code for a protein of 139 amino acids. The transcript has 3 exons.